AUGGACCUGAGGGAUUUUUAUCUGUUGGCUGCUCUGAUUGCCUGUUUAAGGCUGGAUUCGGCUAUAGCUCAAGAACUUAUUUACACUAUUAGAGAGGAAUUGCCUGAAAAUGUGCCCAUAGGAAAUAUACCAAAGGACUUGAACAUUUCUCACAUCAAUGCUGCCACAGGGACCAGUGCCAGCCUUGUCUACAGACUGGUUUCUAAAGCUGGGGAUGCCCCUCUGGUGAAAGUAUCCAGCAGCACUGGGGAGAUUUUCACAACCUCCAAUAGAAUAGACAGAGAGAAACUCUGCGCCGGAGCUUCUUAUGCGGAGGAGAAUGAGUGUUUCUUUGAACUUGAGGUGGUGAUCCUCCCCAAUGACUUUUUCAGGCUGAUCAAAAUCAAGAUCAUUGUCAAGGAUACCAAUGAUAAUGCCCCCAUGUUUCCGUCUCCUGUCAUCAAUAUUUCCAUUCCAGAAAACACUUUGAUCAACAGCCGCUUUCCAAUCCCAUCAGCCACAGACCCUGACACAGGCUUCAAUGGGGUGCAGCAUUAUGAAUUGCUAAAUGGGCAGAGUGUUUUUGGACUGGAUAUCGUGGAAACUCCAGAGGGAGAGAAGUGGCCGCAAUUGAUUGUUCAGCAGAACUUGGACAGAGAACAAAAAGAUACCUAUGUGAUGAAAAUCAAAGUGGAGGAUGGAGGUACUCCACAGAAAUCCAGUACAGCCAUACUGCAGGUCACUGUAAGUGAUGUGAAUGACAACAGGCCAGUGUUUAAAGAGGGUCAAGUAGAGGUGCAUAUUCCAGAGAAUGCUCCUGUGGGGACCUCUGUGAUUCAGCUCCAUGCAACUGAUGCAGAUGUAGGCAGCAAUGCUGAAAUCCGGUACAUUUUUGGUGCCCAGGUCGCCCCUGCAACCAAAAGACUCUUUGCUUUAAAUAACACAACUGGGCUGAUUACAGUUCAGAGGUCUUUAGAUAGGGAAGAGACAGCCAUUCACAAAGUGACGGUGUUGGCUAGUGAUGGCAGUUCCACUCCUGCCAGAGCCACAGUGACCAUCAAUGUCACCGAUGUAAACGAUAACCCUCCGAACAUAGACCUCAGGUACAUUAUAAGUCCCAUCAAUGGCACAGUGUAUCUGUCUGAGAAAGACCCCGUCAAUACAAAGAUUGCCCUGAUUACAGUUUCAGACAAGGACACAGACGUGAAUGGCAAAGUGAUCUGUUUCAUUGAAAGAGAGGUCCCGUUUCAUCUGAAGGCAGUGUAUGACAACCAGUAUCUGCUAGAGACAUCUUCUCUGCUGGACUAUGAGGGCACCAAAGAAUUCAGCUUUAAAAUCGUUGCCUCUGAUUCUGGGAAGCCCAGUUUGAAUCAGACUGCCCUGGUAAGGGUUAAGCUGGAGGAUGAAAAUGACAACCCACCAGUUUUCAACCAGCCUGUAAUUGAGCUGUCAGUCUCUGAAAACAACCGACGUGGGUUAUACUUAACAACUAUUAGUGCUACAGACGAAGACAGUGGGAAAAAUGCAGACAUUGUUUAUCAGCUUGGGCCGAAUGCCUCCUUCUUUGAUCUGGACAGAAAGACAGGAGUUUUGACAGCCUCCAGAGUAUUUAACAGGGAGGAACAAGAGCGAUUCAUUUUUACAGUCACUGCCAGGGACAAUGGGACCCCUCCCCUCCAAAGCCAAGCAGCAGUGAUAGUUACUGUUCUGGAUGAGAAUGACAAUAGCCCCAAGUUUACUCAUAAUCAUUUUCAGUUUUUUGUGUCGGAGAAUCUGCCAAAGUAUAGUACUGUGGGAGUAAUCACAGUGACAGAUGAAGACGCUGGAGAGAAUAAAGCUGUGACUCUUUCCAUUCUAAAUGACAAUGAAAAUUUCCUGUUGGAUCCCUAUUCAGGAGUCAUAAAGUCAAAUGUCUCCUUUGACCGAGAGCAGCAGAGUUCCUACACAUUUGAUGUCAAAGCCACUGAUGGAGGACAGCCACCUCGGUCCUCUACAGCAAAAGUAACGAUCAAUGUCAUGGAUGUCAAUGACAACAGCCCAGUUGUCAUUUCUCCACCAUCCAACACCUCAUUUAAGUUGGUGCCCCUCUCUGCCAUUCCUGGUUCUGUGGUUGCCGAAGUUUUUGCCGUGGAUAUUGAUACUGGCAUGAAUGCAGAACUUAAGUACACCAUAGUGAGUGGGAACAACAAAGGAUUGUUUCGGAUUGAUCCAGUAACAGGCAAUAUCACUCUAGAAGAGAAGCCAGCACUGACUGAUGUGGGCCUGCACCGCCUGGUGGUCAACAUAAGUGACCUGGGGUACCCUAAGGCUUUGCACACUCUUGUGCUGGUAUUUCUUUAUGUAAAUGAUACUGCUGGAAAUGCCUCGUAUAUCUAUGACUUGAUCCGCAGGACUAUGGAGACCCCACUGGACAGGAACAUAGGAGAUAGUAGCCAACCCUACCAAAAUGAGGACUAUCUCACCAUCAUGAUUGCCAUUGUCGCGGGGGCCAUGGUGGUCAUAGUUGUGAUCUUUGUCACUGUUCUGGUACGCUGUCGCCAUGCAUCGAGGUUCAAAGCAGCUCAGAGGAGCAAGCAAGGUGCUGAGUGGAUGUCCCCAAACCAAGAGAAUAAACAAAACAAGAAAAAGAAACGGAAGAAAAGAAAGUCCCCCAAAAGUUCUCUUUUGAACUUUGUUACCAUUGAAGAGUCCAAACCCGAUGAUGCAGUUCAUGAACCUAUCAAUGGGACCAUCAGCCUGCCUGCUGAGCUGGAGGAACAAAGUAUAGGAAGAUUUGACUGGGGCCCCGCACCUCCGACCACUUUCAAGCCUAACAGUCCUGACCUGGCCAAGCACUACAAAUCUGCCUCUCCACAGCCUGCUUUUCAUCUCAAACCAGACACUCCAGUAUCCGUGAAAAAGCACCAUGUCAUUCAGGAGCUCCCUUUGGACAACACCUUUGUUGGGGGCUGUGACACCCUUUCCAAACGCUCCUCCACUAGUUCAGAUCACUUCAGUGCCUCAGAGUGCAGCUCCCAAGGAGGCUUCAAGACAAAGGGCCCCUUACACACCAGACAGUGUAACUCACACAACAAAAGUGACACUAUCCCUGUCACACAUCAGCAAUGCCCAAGCUCUACUGAUUUCCACAUUCGACAGAAUGAAGAAAGUCAUUCCGAGUCUCAGCGCCGUGUUACCUUUCACCUCCCGGAUGGCUCCCAGGAAAGCUGCAGUGACAGUGGUCUGGGAGACCACGAGCCGGUGGGUAGUGGAACCCUGAUCUCACACCCUCUUCCUCUGGUUCAGCCACAGGACGAAUUCUACGACCAAGCCUCUCCGGACAAGAGGACCGAAGCAGAUGGCAACUCGGACCCCAACUCUGAUGGACCUCUGGGUCCCCGAGGAUUAGCUGAAGCUACGGAGAUGUGCACUCAAGAGUGUCUGGUUUUGGGUCACUCUGAUAAUUGCUGGAUGCCUCCUGGCUUGGGUCCAUAUCAACACCCGAAAUCUCCUCUGUCGACCUUUGCACCCCAGAAAGAAUGGGUCAAGAAAGACAAGCUUGUGAAUGGGCACACCCUGACCAGAGCGUGGAAAGAAGACACCAACAGGAACCAGUUCAAUGACCGUAAGCAGUAUGGCUCCAAUGAAGGCCAUUUCAACAAUGGCAGCCACAUGGCAGACAUUCCUCUGGCAAAUCUGAAGUCCUAUAAGCAAGUGGGUGGCACAACUGAGAGUCCUAAGGAGCACCAACUUUAA
Messenger RNA from Arvicola amphibius (Eurasian water vole), 3714 nucleotides. It is a transcript of the gene Pcdh9, whose product is annotated as protocadherin 9. The coding region runs from base 1 to 3714 and encodes 1237 amino acids. Gene Ontology annotation, cellular component: plasma membrane. Gene Ontology annotation, biological process: homophilic cell-cell adhesion. The transcript has 4 exons. NCBI's taxonomy places the organism in Eukaryota, Metazoa, Chordata, Mammalia, Rodentia, Cricetidae. The record is from RefSeq and is a predicted model, not a curated record. Gene Ontology annotation, molecular function: calcium ion binding.